ACCAAAAUUUAUUACGAAACUCAUCUAUCUAUUAUGCCCUUUAAAGAACCUUGAAACCAUCCUGAGGUUUCUUUUACACCAUGUUUUAAAACACCACUAGGCCUAUCCGACUUUUUGAAAUACAGUAAUAGUCGGUCAUUUCUCUGUGCUUUCGAUGCCCAUUUGAAUGAAUUAUACCAACCGAACAUUAAAAAACUAAAAACACCUUUUUAAUUUAUAUUAUACACAUUUGUAUAUUUUUUACGUCGUGAGCACCGAAUGUAGAAAAUGUUUCUUGUCUCAAUGAGUAAUCAACAUUUGGAUCCCCACCCCCUCCACAAAAUAUCGUAUUGGCUCCCUCGUUGAAUUGUUUCAAAGCAAUAUUAAAUUGCUGUGGGGUUAUAAAGCCUUUCAACUGGGCCUAUCAUCAAGAAUUAGUAUAUUGUAACUAGCAUUCUGCAAUAAAUUAUUAAUAUUUAACAAAAUAUUUUUACGUAGGCCGAAGUCAAUUCUACGAACAGUAGUAGGUGUAUAUUGUAGUGCUAGUAUCAGUAGGCUAAUCUUCAAAAUAGAAAGUUUGCUUGCAUUCAUUAUCAUUAGUCUUUCUAUAGUAGCUACAACAACCGAAAGAUCCUAGAUGUCUAGUCUAGCUUCCUCGUAACAUUCAUGCUACCUAAAAGGAACAAAGAGUGGAACGAUUUUUUCCUACAAAACUCGGAUCAUCGGCCACCAGUUGAGCAAAAAGUUUCAUUCCGUCUACAACCAGUUGGAACUAAAGCCAGUGACUCGUCGGCGGCUACGGUAUCAACUCGACCAGACGAUAGGCCAUCAGGGAAGCUACGAUUUGGGCCAUUAGAACGUUCAAGAAUCAAAGAAUUGCGGAAUUAUGAUGCAUCAACUAUGCUGAAAAACUUCCAACUACCUUUGAUUUUUCGAAAGCAAUAUUACCAGAGUAAAACAACCUAUUAUCCCCCUGGGUUUUUGCCGCCAAUUCAUAGUGCAUCUAAAUUGCGCUCACCGCUAGCAAAAACAUCUAAAGUUGUCAGCAUCCCGCCUGUGGAACGAAGAGCUACAGGGUUUAAAAGUCUGAAAUGCAGACUAGAGGCAAAAGGUGUGCAUGUAAACGCACCAGGUUCUGACAACGAAACCAGAAGGAAAAUUAAUGAUAUAGAAGAACAUUAAACAUUGUUUGUGUAUUACGUCCUAAAUCUGUAGCAUCAACACAAUACUUUUAUGGAUUUGCAUAUCAAUAAUCAGAAAUAAACUCAAUCAUCAAUUCCCA
Anneissia japonica is the source of this 1261-nucleotide messenger RNA. RefSeq lists its product as uncharacterized. The coding region runs from base 646 to 1161 and encodes 171 amino acids. The transcript has a single exon. The record is from RefSeq and is a predicted model, not a curated record. Lineage: Eukaryota; Metazoa; Echinodermata; Crinoidea; Comatulida; Comatulidae.